AUGCUCAAGGAACCACUGCAACUUGGAAAACUCGUUGGCUCUGGCUCACAAUUUGAGGUAGAACAGUCGCCAUUUGGGGCUGGCGAUGAUGAUUUUAAUGUCGACGAAAUGGAAGAUUGUGAUAACGCUCCAGAUGUUGAUGAAGAAGAGCUCGCUUCUCCAUCGACCCAAUCGUUCGAGGAACUCAAAAAAUUGAUGGAGCCGAUCAAUGAAAACAUUUUUAAGCGCAUCACACGUGAGGGGCACCAGGGCCGAGGUCUGGUGCCAGACAAGGCACGUGUCGCUGUGCGCUAUAGUGGUUAUUGGGAAGGCGAGAGUUCUCCUUUUGAUUCCUCAUUGAUGCGCCGAACUAAAUUCUAUUUUGAGACCGGUGCAGGUUGCGAUGUGCUAGAAGGCCUCCAGGCUGAUGUACUUACCAUGCGCCCAUAUGAAAAAGCCGAAUUUAUUAUAUCCUAUAAGUUGCUAUUUCACGAGAUGGGCUGCCCGCCGCGCAUUAAACCACGUUCAGAUUGA
Messenger RNA from Drosophila miranda, 513 nucleotides. RefSeq names its product inactive peptidyl-prolyl cis-trans isomerase shutdown-like. The record is from RefSeq and is a predicted model, not a curated record. NCBI's taxonomy places the organism in Eukaryota, Metazoa, Arthropoda, Insecta, Diptera, Drosophilidae. The transcript is spliced from 2 exons. The coding region runs from base 1 to 513 and encodes 170 amino acids. Gene Ontology annotation, molecular function: peptidyl-prolyl cis-trans isomerase activity.